Messenger RNA from Penicillium concentricum, 405 nucleotides. RefSeq lists its product as uncharacterized. The record is from RefSeq and is a predicted model, not a curated record. NCBI's taxonomy places the organism in Eukaryota, Fungi, Ascomycota, Eurotiomycetes, Eurotiales, Aspergillaceae. The transcript has 2 exons. The coding region runs from base 1 to 405 and encodes 134 amino acids.
AUGUUCCGGCCCGACACUGAGCUUGUUACCCGGGAUUCUGUCUGCAUGCUUUACGGCGCUGACAUGACAUCCCAACCCUGGCACAACGGCGGCCAUCGACCUUUGACUGAGAAAAAAGGGCUGACCCCAGGAAUCUUACAAAUCCUACUGGGAGCAACUGCCUGGACAAGAGAAGAAAAGGGACAGGCGGUUGUCCAGCACUUGCUAGAUGUUGAUGCAGACGUACACCAGGAUGCCGAGUUUAUCCACAAUUUCAUCAACCGGCCUUCAAAUCCAGUGAAGUUUGCUUUGAGCGAAGGGGAUGUUCCCCUAUUACGGAACUUGUUGACCGUCUAUCGCAUUGUUGACUACGCUGAUAGCCGAGGAUACAUGCAAUACGCCCUCAAAUAUGGAACCCUUGAGUAA